CAAGCGAGGUCUAAAGAGUCGGCCUGUCCUGCCACACUCAAGAUGGCGGCGCGGCAGCGGCGAGGUCCCUCAGAGGCGGUACCAGCGCAUGCGCAGCGCGGAGUCCCGGCCCGGGACACAAGAUGGCGGCAGCGGCGUUGGGGAGGGCGAGGCGGAGGCGGCAAAACGGGCGGUCGAGCAGAACGUGUAGCCGCGUCCCCUCGAGUCCGCUGCGGGCAGACAUAACUUGCACUUAGUACAGUGUGCUAAGCUCUACGCAUCGAGACCGUAGAGGUUGAGUGAUUCUGGUUCUAAUUCGGAAAGUGGCAGAAGCUUCUGGAACCGGGGUCUGCGCAAACCCAGGGUUGAUGCAGCACCGACCUGCUGCAUCCAGAUCACCUGGGAAAUUAAAAAACUUUUUAAUCAUGAAAAAGUUGGUAAAGAUUUGAAGUGGUGUAAGUUGCUGAUGCAAGGAAUCCCCUGGGCUCCCGUCCACUCCACUGCUGACCAGCCCACACGCCUGCACUGCACGCUUUCCUGCAGGCCUCCCCACUGCCUCUGUGGGACCAGGGGGUCCAUCUGGCCGGAGAAGAAAGCCCUCUCAUGCUAGCGUUGCAGACCCCAGAGGGUGAGAGAAAGAGGGACCUUGUUCAGCCUUGAGACCUGUGGGUCCGCCCCGAGGCACCGGGAAUUCCUCUUCCCCAGAGGACCAAGGCAUCUCCCCUUGGUCCGGUGUGGGUGCUGAGAUGGCCAAUGAGAAUCACGGCAGCCCCCGGGAGGAAGCAUCCUUGUUGAGUCACUCCCCAGGCACCUCCAAUCAGAGCCAGCCCUGUUCUCCAAAGCCCGUCCGCCUGGUGCAGGACCUCCCAGAGGAGCUGGUGCACGCUGGCUGGGAGAAGUGCUGGAGCAGAAGGGAGAACCGUCCCUACUACUUCAACCGAUUCACCAACCAGUCCCUGUGGGAGAUGCCCGUGCUGGGCCAGCACGAUGUGAUUUCGGACCCUUUGGGGCUGAAUGCGACCCCCCUGCCCCAAGACUCAAGCUUGGUGGAAACCCCCCCGGCUGAGAACAAGCCCCGAAAGCGGCAGCUCUCGGAAGAGCAGCCCAGCGGCAAUGGCGUGAAGAAGCCCAAGAUUGACAUCCCCAUGACACCCACGGGCCCGUCAGUGCCCAGCUCCCCCAGCGUCCCAGGAACCCCAACCCUGAAGAUUUGGGGGACAUCCCCUGAAGAUAAACAGCAGGCAGCUCUCCUCCGACCCACUGAGGUGUACUGGGAUCUCGACAUUCAGACCAACGCUGUCAUCAAGCACCGGGGGCCAUCAGAGGUGCUGCCUCCGCAUCCCGAGGUGGAGCUUCUCCGUUCCCAGCUCAUCCUGAAGCUUCGGCAGCACUACCGGGAGCUGUGCCAGCAGCGAGAGGGCAUCGAGCCCCCCCGGGAAUCCUUCAACCGCUGGAUGUUGGAGCGCAAGGUCGUGGACAAAGGUCCUGAUCCUCUGUUGCCGAGCAACUGCGAACCGGUCGUGUCACCUUCCAUGUUUCGCGAAAUCAUGAAUGACAUUCCCAUCAGGUUAUCCCGAAUCAAGUUCCGGGAGGAAGCCAAGCGUCUGCUCUUCAAAUACGCAGAGGCUGCCAGGCGGCUCAUCGAGUCCAGGAGUGCAUCUCCCGACAGCAGGAAGGUGGUCAAGUGGAACGUGGAGGAUACCUUCAGCUGGCUGCGGAAGGACCACUCCGCCUCCAAGGAGGACUAUAUGGAUCGCCUGGAGCAUCUACGGAGGCAGUGUGGCCCCCACGUCUCGGCCGCAGCCAAGGACUCCGUGGAGGGUAUCUGCAGUAAGAUCUACCACAUCUCUCUGGAGUACGUCAAACGGAUCCGAGAGAAGCACCUUGCCAUUCUCAAGGAAAACAACAUCCCAGAGGAGGUGGAGGCCCCCGAGGUGGAGCCCCGCCUGGUGUACUGCUACCCAGUACGGCUGGCCGUGUCUGCACCUCCCAUGCCCAGCGUGGAAAUGCACGUGGAGAAUAACGUGGUCUGCAUCCGGUAUAAGGGCGAGAUGGUCAAGGUCAGCCGCAACUACUUCAGCAAGCUGUGGCUCCUUUACCGCUACAGCUGCAUCGACGAUUCUGCCUUUGAGAGGUUCCUGCCCCGAGUCUGGUGUCUUCUCCGCCGGUACCAGGUACGGGCCUGGGGCAGCUGGAGCGGGGCCGCUCUGGAGCGGGGGGAGGCGGCGCCCCAGAGGCUGAGCGCCGCUGCCCUGCAGAUGAUGUUCGGCGUGGGCCUCUACGAGGGGACAGGCCUGCAGGGGUCGCUGCCCGUGCACGUCUUUGAGGCCCUCCACCGGCUUUUCGGCGUCAGCUUCGAGUGCUUCGCCUCACCCCUCAACUGCUACUUUCGCCAGUACUGCUCCGCCUUCCCCGACACGGACGGCUACUUCGGCUCCCGCGGGCCCUGCCUGGACUUCUCCCCGCUGAGCGGUUCCUUCGAGGCCAACCCUCCCUUCUGCGAGGAGCUCAUGGACGCCAUGGUCUCUCACUUUGAGAAACUGCUCGAGAGCUCGCCAGAGCCCCUGUCCUUCAUCGUGUUCAUCCCCGAGUGGCGGGAACCCCCGACCCCAGCGCUCACCCGCAUGGAGCAGAGCCGCUUCAAGCGCCACCAGCUGGUCCUGCCCGCCUUCGAGCACGAGUACCGCAGCGGCUCCCAGCAUGUCUGCAAGAAGGAGGAAAUGCACUACAAGGCCGUCCACAGCACGGCCGUGCUCUUCCUACAGAACGACCCGGGAUUUGCCAAGUGGGGGCCAACGCCCGAGCGGCUGCAGGAGUUGAGCGCCGCCUACCGGCAGUUGGGCCGCAGCCAUGGCUCUGUCGGCUCCUCGUCGUCCUCCUCGGAGGCCAAGGACAGGGACUCAGGCCGCGAGCAGGGCCCCAGCCGGGAGCCUCACUCCACUUAACACAUCCUGCGGGGAGGAGGAGCCCCAGGGUGCUGGUCUGGACUGCUGGCGCUCAGGCCUCUUAGGGCUGAGUGGAUCCCAGGACCCUCCUUCUGGGGUGGCAGCAGGACCCAGACUGCCAAUGACAUAGGAAGAUUACAGCUCUGCCAGGGCUUCCCCUCCCUGCCCGCAUCCCCCCAACCUCCCGCCUCAGACUCACUCCAAGUCCCCUGUAAAUAGGCCCCAUGCCUUCCCUUCCUUCCCGGCCCCCGUCGUGUUGCCACCUUGUUUCAUUUGUAAAAGGAAAUACAGAACCACCUCCCUCCCUCAAGAAUGUGUGAGGGUCUUGAGGGCAGAGAAGGCUGAGGAACCUGGAGCAACUUCUGGGACCACAGCCCGCUACAUCCAGGCUCACCACCUCAUGAGCCCUGGGCCUGCACACCCAACCGAGGGCUCCGGUAUCUUACUAACUUCUCAUCCUGUGGUCCCCACACCUGGGUCCCUGGUGGCCUCCACCUACGUCCAGGAGGUCUGAAGGGUCCAGAGCCCUCCCUGCAUCAAUAAUCUGCAAGCCCCAAACUCCCACAGCUGGUAUCAGCUUCACUGAUCCCUCUGGGGAGCAGAGGGCAGGUAGCUGUGUCGAGGCAGAAACCUAGAUGCCUGCUGGCCCUGGAGCCAGCCCAGUGAGUGGGCAGCCAGCUAUGUUUUCCAGUCAAGUGUCAGGAGGAAGAGCAGGUCAGAGGCACCUGGUCGGGGCGUGCGGCCUCUGCAGGCACCUGGCUGUGCUCUGAGGACCUCUAGGCAAGGAGCCAGUGCUCCCCCGAGGCCGGGGAGGAGGCAGGGUCUGAAGGUGCUCAGUGGGGCUUUCACCAGCUUAGCCAUCUCUCCCAGUAUC
Delphinapterus leucas (beluga whale) is the source of this 3798-nucleotide messenger RNA. NCBI's taxonomy places the organism in Eukaryota, Metazoa, Chordata, Mammalia, Artiodactyla, Monodontidae. The record is from RefSeq and is a predicted model, not a curated record.